This is a messenger RNA of Capronia epimyces CBS 606.96, 486 nucleotides long. RefSeq lists its product as uncharacterized. The record is from RefSeq and is a predicted model, not a curated record. Gene Ontology annotation, molecular function: fatty acyl-CoA hydrolase activity. Gene Ontology annotation, biological process: acyl-CoA metabolic process; fatty acid catabolic process. NCBI's taxonomy places the organism in Eukaryota, Fungi, Ascomycota, Eurotiomycetes, Chaetothyriales, Herpotrichiellaceae. The transcript has a single exon. Gene Ontology annotation, cellular component: peroxisomal matrix. The coding region runs from base 1 to 486 and encodes 161 amino acids.
AUGCGGAAGGCUCUGUUCAGUCUCGGGGCCAUGUUCUUCGAGUCACGCCUCUGUCCCGACGGAGUUUCCGCACAGAACCUGUUGGGCGUUGCCAUAAAGGUCGUGACAACCCAAGACCAUCUUCCAAUCACAUCCAAAUCUUCGGCCGAUUGGUGUCGCACGCGGAAGCCUCUGUCUUCCCAGGCGGAGCAGCUCGCUGGCUUGGCCUUUCUGAUAGAUGGCGCGCUGUCGUUUGUUCCACUGAUGCACGACCACAAAUUCCUCGACGAUGCGGCAGCUUGUUCAUCACUCGACUUCGCCCUGAGGAUCUUUGCAGACGACUUCGACCUUAACACAUGGCACUUGAAAGAAUACACAACAACCAUUGCGAACGGCGGACUGACGUAUUCCGAGGGUGGACUGUGGGAUGCUCAUGGGGCCAUGGUUGCUUCCAUGACCCAGCACAACAUCCUGAGGCCCAAGAAGGGUACGGGAGCAAAUCUCUAG